Molecule: messenger RNA, 333 nt
Organism: Echinostoma caproni
Lineage: Eukaryota; Metazoa; Platyhelminthes; Trematoda; Plagiorchiida; Echinostomatidae
Source: the annotation of a GenBank genome assembly
AUGGUGGUGGUCGGUGGUUUCAUAAGUGGUGCUUAUCAACGAUCAACAUUGCGGAGAUAUGUGAUAAGACGUCAUUUACUCUGCUUCCUUGUACCUCUAACCCAAUACCCACCACACACAGAUGAUGUUUACGGACUUAAAAUUGCAAUCAACCGCAUACAAAUUCGAACCAGUGUGGUGCAUACCUUUGCCAUUGGAAUCUUCCCCGGUCAGAUGGGCUGGAUUUGCAAUCACUUGAUGCGCCAGGGCGAGGAGAACAACGGUGCGCAUGAGCAGAUUGCCGAAUCGAGUCCAGUUGAUUGUCAACAUCUUGAUUCAAUCCUGAGUCGUUAG